This is a messenger RNA of Bombus pascuorum, 1883 nucleotides long. RefSeq lists its product as uncharacterized. The record is from RefSeq and is a predicted model, not a curated record. Bases 371 to 1333 code for a protein of 320 amino acids. The transcript is spliced from 2 exons. NCBI's taxonomy places the organism in Eukaryota, Metazoa, Arthropoda, Insecta, Hymenoptera, Apidae.
GAGACGGCCUUAAGAAAAGCCUUCAUUCUGAUAGCAGAUCGCGAUUCACGGAGUCGGUGAACUUGUAAAACGCGGUCAAAAGUAGCCAGUGACCAAAAGUAGCGAUCGAGUGUGAAGGCAAGAAAGACGAAAAUCCGGAAGAAAAAUUAAUAAAAAGAAAGGAGAAAAGGUUUGAUAGCGUUGAGAGGAAGCUUUCGGUCGGGAUAAAAGUUCGUUCGAUGCGCGAGACCUAUGAGAUCGCGACCGCGUUGGUGAUCGUUCACGGGUGCACUUUUCAGAAAUUUCUACAAGAGACACGAGAGAUCGAACCUCUAUAGAUCAAACACUAUUCUGUGGAUCCCGCUGUUCUUCCAAAGGCAAACGAGUCAUCAUGAAGAUCUCGGCGAUUUUAUUGGUUUGCGCGGUGGCAUCGGCGGCGGCGGUGCCGCUCCAAGACACCCUGAAUGACGCUCGAUUGUUCCCUCGGAACAAGGACGCGGUUCCAGUUUCCACGGAACCCGGGAUUGUCACCGGCAAGGACGCGACGAAUCAGUCGACAAAAAAGCAAUCAGAGAAGACCGACAGUGGAACGAAAGAGUCGAAAUCCUCAUUGCUAGCCUCGAUUCAAGAUAAUAAUCAAGGCAAGCUUGAGGUUGGCCGUUUCUCAAAGCAAUCCAACGAAGUCAAAGCAACUAAGAAGAAUCGAAAGCAUAAAGCCAUCUUCGUCAAUUAUCCUCUCGUUUCACAGCUUCCAUUCUCUAACGUCCCCUAUGACAUCGAUUAUCCCAGCAACAACUUCGAUACCGAAGAACGAACCAUGUCGGAUCCGAAUAGAUACGAGGAAAGCAACAUCUUUUACAUCAGGCUACCGCCCACGCCGUACAUGUUCGUGCCAGGUUUAGGCUAUAUCUCGCAACCGCCCACUUAUUCCACAGCCAGCCUUCGGCCGCAUGUCCCGUACACGAGACCCGGAAGGCCGAAACCAAACUACCAGCAACCCGUUAACCCGUUCAUCAAGCUGCCCAUCGAUUUUGUGAGCAACGGGAAACCGACGUCGGUCUACCAAUGGCAAAAGAAGACGAACAAGAAACCAACGGACAGCCCAAUCACCAAUCUGGACAGCGUUUCGGCGGACUUUGUGAGCAAUGGGAAACCAACAUCGAUUUAUCAAUGGCAGGGCAAUUUAAAACCGACCAAGAAACCAGCGGACGAUUUGGUCAACAACCUGGACAAGGGCCCGUACACGUUUAAUGGCAAGCCUACCAGUUUCUUUCUGUUGAAGUCUGAUGGAACCGCAGGGGCACAUCAGGCUUUCCGGUACCCCGACUACCGGCAAGAUAAUUCCUACUAUUGAAGACACGGGGCAGCUAGUUGCUACCGAAACAUGGAACGAACCACGGCUAUCUCGAAUCCUACAAAUCGUCGGUUUGAUUGCCGGAUGAUGAUGGAUUCGAGCGAAAGAGAUGAGAAGCGACGAGCGUAUGCACGAGAAAUAUGAAACGAGAGAGGAAUCGAUUCGCUAUUCUCGUUCGAAUCGUAUAACUGCGAGUGCCAGAGAAUCGUGAUGCUCGAACGCUUAGAAAUUACACUCGCGCUUACGCUUCGUUCAGAUUAGUGCAUUUAUCUGAAUUCAGGCAACUUGAAGUUGUUUUCCUCGUCUGAACUUGUAGUAUGCUAGAUUUCAGGGGAUAUACUAUUGGACUUUCAGAAAUCAAAGCCUCGUUUUUAAUUUUCUUACGAUGUUAGAUGCGCGAAAUAUCGCGUUAACGCGUCAUACUACUGACUUAUGUUACUAGAACGAAUGUAUUAUCUUGAAACCUCUGUUAACGUUCUUCUCGAAAUUAUAUCUUUGACCCGAUCGUUAUGAAAUCUCCGCGCUGCCAAAAGUUACAAGAUCUAAAUUC